AUGCCAUUUUCAAGCAAGGUGUUCAGGAACUUGAGAGACUCGGCGGACUUUGCCAGUAUACUCGAGAAGAUGUGUACAUACAUUGCGACGAACAGCAAGGUGCAGGCUGGUGCGAUUCCAGCGUUCGAGAAACAGAUACCAGAGAUGAUACAGGUUAGUAAGGAGAAGUCAGAGAAGGCACGGGCCGCGAGGGAGGCCGCUAAGGGUAGUGAAUCGCCUAAAGAGACGACUCCCACCACCACGGCUACUACAAAGGACGAGUCUCCAGAUGUAACGCCGACCAAAGCAUCGGCGGACGAGGAGCCGAAUUCGACGGAAGCGAAGAAAGAUGAAAUGAUGCCACUUUACUCUAGCGAGACGAUGCGGGAUGUGGAGGGUUCGGUGUUUGGUGAUCGACUGGAGAAUGCAAGAGAAGGAGUGACAGACUAUCUGGCAAAGGCUGAGGUGAGGGAACAUCAUCGCUUUGAAGAUCUCGUGAAGCGUGGAUUUAUACUCGGUGAUUUCUCGACAGAAGAAUCUAACAAGGAGUUUUCUAUCGACAAGAAUGGUGAUAGUCCACAGGUGAGAGAAGCGUUUCACAGGGAGCUGCUCGCGAGGCAGAUUGAGAUUAUGGGCGCCUCUAAAGCGAACACUCGACCGCUGCUGAGCGAUUCGAUAGCAGACGCAGAGACCCUAGUAGGAAAACUGAACGACCUGGAGACGCAGUUCACUGAGAGAGAUAAGGCUGCAGAGGCACUUGCACAAUAUAGAGGGAAGUUAGCUGCAUUGAAUGAGGAGCAGGCUAAGGAGCUCAAAAAGAGUGUUCAAGAUAGAAUAGAAAGAAACAUAGUGAAGCAGGAAGAUGCUAUGUCCACCUGCGAGAGUGUUGACCAUUCUUGUCGACAGGGAGUGAUGUCCCUUUUGGGCAACCGGGAAGCGUACUUCUCUCGGCAAAUUGAUGAUUGCGCUGGAAAGCUAGAUGAAUCUCAGCGGAAGGCGUCACGUUUAUUCCGUAACGAGCUCAUGGAGCCUACCACUGGUGCCGUCAAUCACGAAUAUUCUCAAGCAUGUACGUUACUGGUGAAUCAACUGGACGCUAUGCACGAGGCGGUUCUGGACGCUCAGUGUGAACUGGCGGGAGCUGUAUGCUUUGCUGAGGAGAUGGUAGAUCGGAAUCAUGAGCUGCAAGCUCGGCUGCUGCAGCGGGAUAAGACGAAUGGCCAACUGGAGAGGUGUAUAAUGAACGUUGAGGAGCUCUCCCAGAAGGCAACCAAGCACAGGGGCCGUGACUAUGAUCAGCAGAUCAUCGCGGCACUGGACAAAUACCAUGCAGUGGAACGAGAGGCGGAAGUGUUGGAUCGGAGCGCUACUGCGGAUUUACGCUCACUUAUUGAGCAUGAGAACACGGACUAUGCUAGGGUUCUAGCUCCGUUUUCACGGUAUCUUGGAGUUGCUGCAUCAACGGAAGCUAAUACAGCGUAUAUACUAGCGAGGAAGAUCCCUAAUAUCCUCCGCUCGGCCGUACAUGAGGAUCUUACUUGUGAUCGGACGCCAAUCGGUCUCCCUAAGCAAGCUGCCAAGGGAGAGGAAGAUGUUACGAUAUCGGGUGGUACGACCGAAACCUCUCUGGAAGAACCACCGAAAACACUUCCAGAAGGGUCACCGAGGGCACAUGCGGAAGAGGCAUCUAAAGCACUUGCAGAAGGGUCACCGAGGGCACAUGCGGAAGGGGCAUCUAAAGCACUUGCAGAAGGGUCACCGAGGGCACAUGCGGAAGAGGCAUCUAAAGCACUUGCAGAAGGGUCACCGAGGGCACAUGCGGAAGAGGCAUCUGAAGCGCAUGCGGAGAGCAGUGAGUUGAAGCCAACUUCAUCCUCCUCCAAGCAACACGAAGAGAGAACGGAUGUAACCAAUGAGGCAGCAUAUCAUUCGGCUAGUAGCGGUGACGACAUUUAG
Molecule: messenger RNA, 1935 nt
Organism: Perkinsus marinus ATCC 50983
Lineage: Eukaryota; Perkinsozoa; Perkinsida; Perkinsidae
Exons: 13
Coding region: 1-1935 (644 amino acids)
Source: RefSeq, a predicted model, not a curated record